Drosophila suzukii is the source of this 2359-nucleotide messenger RNA. Lineage: Eukaryota; Metazoa; Arthropoda; Insecta; Diptera; Drosophilidae. The record is from RefSeq and is a predicted model, not a curated record.
UGCUGGUACCGGUACGGUUUUGGUACUUUACUAGAUUCAUAAAAAAUCCAUAAUAAAAAUACUGAAAUCUGCAUAUGAGGUCCCACUUUUUGCCGGGGCGCUUUUUCCCUGUCUCUUAUUAGCAUUUGUGCUUCUUAUGAAAGAAAAUGUCUGAGCAGGUUGUAAAUCCGGAAUUUUUGGCGCAUUUCUAAGCGGGUUUUUAUUAUAUAUGGAGAAAAGAGAUAACUAGUCUCAACGACUACCUUAGCCGUCUCCUUUCAUCAAGCUUCAUUCUAGAAUUUAAACAGAAUUUCAUGUGAAGCAGCUAAGAAAAGUGAAGAAAAGUAAAGAAAGUGAAAAAUGCCUCGACCAAAAUCGAAUCCUCACCGAAAGUAUUUCUCCUUUGACAUUUUAUCAAACACGAGCACGUGCCUAAUCAAAAAAGAUGAUGUGAAUUGUGGGCAUCAAAUUAAAGGUAAUCAUGGAACUAAUUUGUCGAAGCACAUAAAGCGAUCUCAUAACACAUUGAUAAUUGAAACUGAGGAGCAAACGAGUAGCAACCAAACAAUUACUAAGAAAAAUAGUGUGCCUGCUAAAACGAUUAAGGAUUUCAUAAAACCAAUUGUCCGUGUGUCCAUUACAAGGGAGGAUAUACAAAAUGCAUGUGCUUUGCUGUGCACAGUUGAUGGAAGACCAUUUUCUUUAAUGAACGACAUCGGAUUUAGGCGGAUUCUGAAUCCGUUAAUUGAAGGAUUAGGAUGUGAAAACUUUAUUAAUCCUCAAAACGUCCGUGAUGAUGUUGUAGCCAAAUCAGAGAAGGUCGUCGAAAAAAUAAAAGAAGAAACUAAAGGAAAAAUGAUCGCACUUAAAAUCGACGGCUUGACUCAUCUGAAUCGAUCGUUUAUUGGUGUGUAUGCCUAAGAAAAAAAUCUUAUAAAAAUAUAAUGCUUUCACAAGUUAUUGUGCAAUUUAGGAGUAAACAUACAAUUUAUUUCUGAUGGACAUCUUGUCCUGCGCACAUUGGCAACUGAAGAAAUGUUUGCCUGCCAUUAUGGCUGCAAAUUUAAAAGACACCAUCCUUUUUGUUUUAAAUCGAUUCGAGAUCAGCUCCCAGCAAAUUUAUUCUUGCACCACUGAUAAUGGACGGAAUAUGGUCAAGUUUGUGGAACUUCUAAGUAACGAAAACAUUCCGGAGGAGUUGUACGACGACUCUUCAUACGAGAAUGAAACCGACGUCGACAACGACUUGUCUUUUAUGAAUGACGUUGUUUUGGAAAAUAAGUGCAUAAGUGUUCGUUGUGCAGCACAUACUCUUCAGUUGGCGGUCAAUGCAGUACUUAAAGACAAAAAUUGUUCGAAAACAAUUGGUUUUGCCAGGAACUUGGUCAAAAAAUUGCGAACACCAACCAUGUCUUACAUUAUGAAGGAGAAAAAUCUAAGAAAACCGCCCAUUGAUUGUCCUACGCGUUGGAGCUCGUCCGACAAAAUGUUAGCGUAUUUUGUAGAAGAUGCAGUAUACCAUUUAUAUUUGGAUCAAAAAGUUUGGGAUUCAAUUCGCGAAAUUGUAAGCCUAUUAGAGCCAGCUGAGGUUGUCACAUCAAAACUUCAAAGCCAAAAUUUGGUUUUCGGAGACUUUUACCACACUUGGAUUAGUUGUAAGCUACUCGUGCAGAAAAAUAACUCAAAGUUGGCCAAAUUUUUGUUAAAAGAACUGGAAGAUCGUGAAAUUUUAUUAUUUGAAAACGAUGCAUUUCUGUGUGGAAUAUUCUUAGAUCCCAGAUUCAAUAUUACCCUAAGCAAAAAUCAAAAACAGACUUGUAUUAGUCUAUUAUCCAAUAUUUACUUCCAAAUUCUAUCGAUAUCCAAUAAUUCAAUAUCAAUUAUUGAGAAAAGUUUAGAAGCAAGCCUUUCAGAAAGCUUCGACGAAGUUGAUAAAUACCUAAAAUUGGAAGAAGCAAGAUCUGUAGGCUCACCUUCAUGUAUGUCUACAUGCAGCCUUUUAGAAUCAAUACAAAUUUUUCUAAAACAAUGGCGCCUUUCCAAGUCAUCAGACAUUAUUAAAUGUUGGUCCGAGUCUUCCGAAAAAAGAGUUGUUUACAAUUUCUCAAGUGGCCCUAUGUGUUCCUGCUACGUAAGUGAGCGUAGAGAGGUUAUUUUCCAACGUUAAGUUUAUCAUGAAUCCGCUCAGAAACCGUUUGGACAUGAAAUCUUUAAACGCAAUCAUGCUUUUGAGAACCAAUCACAUGUUUUCCAAAUAAUUAACGUUUUUUCGUAAAUUUAUUAUAAUUAUAAGUCAUAACCAUCUCUAUGAUUUUGGAUCCAUUGAACUAUUAUUAAUGUGCCUUCAAAUAAAGAUUUUAUUUUCUUAAUAAAACAUAAA